AUGGGGAGCCUGUGGAUUGGGGUGAUAGGCCUAUGGGAACUUUUCUUGAGCACGGCGGUGCACCUGGUCUUCGGGCUCUAUAUUUUCAGCGCCGGCGUGGCCUCCGAUCUCUCGGAGGCUCUCACCGGCCGGCCCGGUUGCGCCGCCUACGCGACGGCGGCCGCCGCCGACAACGAAGAGAGGACCUCCGACGGCGGCUCUAUCCCUCCCAUCGUCCUGGUUCACGGAAUCUUCGGAUUCGGCAAGGGGGUACGCAUCGUCUUCUUCUUCUUCUUCUCCUUCAUCUUCUUCUUUGGGUUAACUCGUCGGCCGGCGCACCGCAGAGGCUCGGCAGUCUGUCGUAUUUCGGCGGCGCAGAGAAGAAGGACGACCGUGUUCUGGUCCCAGACCUGGGACCCUUAACGAGCGUGCACGACAGGUGAGAGCACAGAACCUCCAUUUCCUUCUCCCUCCUGAAUUACUCCAUGGCAGGAAGCUCACAAUCGAAGAGGAAGUUGGCUCUGACUGCAGGGCUCGAGAACUGUUCUACUACCUGAAAGGUGGGCGGGUGGACUUCGGGGAGGAACACAGCAGGGCCUGUGGGCACCGCCGCUUCGGCAGGGUCUACGAACAAGGUAGGCCAGACCACGACCACCGCCGCCGCCGCCGCCUGAUCUAUGAGCUCUGCUAACAUCCUCUCUCCCUUGCCGCAGGGCAUUACCCGGAGUGGGACGAGCACCACCCCGCACACUUCGUCGGCCACUCUGCAGGCGUCCAGGUUGUCCGAGUUCUCCAGCAGAUGCUCGCUGACAAGGUAGACGACGGUGUCUUCAUCUUCCCGGGUUCCUCCUCUCCGGCAAACCCUAAAUAUCGUCGAUUUGCAGGCCUUUGAAGGCUACGAGAGCACAUCGGAAGACUGGGUGCUGAGUGUCACUUCCCUCUCCGGCGCGCUCAACGGCACCACCAGAACUUACAUGGACGGGAUGAUGUGAGUUACUUGCCCCCGCAUUCUUCCUGCUUCACUGAACAUUCCCCAAUCUGAGAGUCUUCUCGCUGUGACAGGCCGGAGGACUGGAAGUCGGUGAAGCUGGUGAGCCUGCUCCAGUUAUGCCGCUUGGGCUGCAUAGUCUACGAGUGGCUCGACCUCCAAUGGAUGAAGAAGUAUUACAGCUUCGGCUUCGACCACUUCGGCAUGGCGUGGCGCGAAGGCGGCGUGGGGGCGCUCGUCGACUGCCUGCUGGGCAACGUCGGCCCGUUCGCCUCCGGCGACUGGAUCUUACCGGACCUCACCAUCCAAGGUGCCCUCCAGCUUAACGCAGGCCUUCGCACCUUCCCCAACACCUUCUACUUCAGCUACGCCACGAAGAGGACGAGGAAGUUCCUGGGCCUGACGCUGCCCUCCACCGUGCUGGGAAUCCACCCACUGCUGUUCAUCCGCACGCUGCAGAUGACCCAGUGGCGCCACCCGCCGGCGGCGCCGCCGCCCUACAAGGGCUAUAGGUGAGCUCAGCCGAGGAACAGCACGACCCUGAUCGCGCUCUCUAAGGAAUCUGACCGGUGGGUUCUGCCAUGGGCAGGGACGAAGACUGGGAGGACAACGAUGGAGCUCUGAACACGCUCUCGAUGACCCAUCCACGGCUACCGGUCGAGCAUCCGAGUCACUUCGUGGUGGACGACUCGGAGUGCCACCCCUUGCAGCCGGGCAUCUGGUGAGUCGACCCGCCGCCUCCUCCUCCUUCCUCCUGCUACCUUCUCCAUGGUUGCCAAAACCCUGAUCCCUCUGAACGCGCAGGUACUACAAGAUUCUUGAAGCCGAUCACAUCUUCUUCGUACUGAACCGCGACAGGGCCGGCGUCCAGUUCGACCUCAUGUACGACACCAUCUUCCAGCGCUGCAGGAAACACGCGUUCCGGACGGCCCCUCCUCCUACGCUCCCCAACCAUGUCCCCCAUUAG
Messenger RNA from Spirodela intermedia, 1934 nucleotides. The record is from the annotation of a GenBank genome assembly. NCBI's taxonomy places the organism in Eukaryota, Viridiplantae, Streptophyta, Magnoliopsida, Alismatales, Araceae.